CCCGAGCGGUGGCCGUGGCCGUGGCCUUGGUCGUGAUAGUUGUAGCCGUGGUGGUACUUGGUGGGGGCGCUCAGGCAGGGGGGCUUCACGCCCUCAACCUCAAUGCACACUGGGUGCUUGGUCACACGGCUAGUCACCUGCAAACCAUUUAAAUGUUUCCAUUAAAGUUGGCUAAAACUGUUCUAUUCAUGCUAUGACACCAUUCUGGGAAAAGGUUCUAGAAAAACCUGCAAACCAUUUAAAUGUUUUGUUAAAAUUAUCUAAAAUUGUUCCAUUCAUGCCUAUAUGACACUAUUCUAGUAAAAGGUUAUCACAUUCUACAUACUACUGUACCUAUUUGUAUUUCUAAUUGAUAGCACGCCCCUACUACCCAUUCAUGUCUAGAGUGAUGGAACGUGUAUUAUUAUUCUCCAGCUUGUACCUAUAUUCUACUCGAAUCAGGUAAAUUUUCAUGAGACAAGCACCAAAAGUACUAUAGUUGCUACUAGUUCCAGAAUAAUUAUUAGUUCCAAAUAAUUGUUGAUACGGGAAUAAAGCAGUUUUAUUUAAGCACUUCAGGAAUUUGUCAUGUAAUAUUAGGAAGGAAUGGAAACUUUGAAUUGAAUGUUAUGCUUUAUUCUUAGAAGAUGUUCAUGAAAUAAUUCUACUGGCCUAUGCAGGCAAGAAAUUUAAUGUAUUUUGAUAUCUAACAGUUGGAAAUAAUUUCCAAAAUAGUUUCUUGAAUUAUUAGUUAUUAUUGAAAUUAUUUUUCAUAGUUGCUGAUUGAUUAUUUUAUUGGUUUUCAGUGGAUACUUACACACAAAACUUUAUUUCUUAUAAUAAAAAAGAUAUUGUCAAAUUUUACUAAAAAUUUUACAAAUUUCACAACAUCACCAUCAAUUCUACUAAUUUUAUUUCUUAUAGAUGGAAUAUUAUAAUGGAAUAUGGUAUCAAACACCAUUCAAGAUUAUCUACUUCAAUUUUUUUUCGUACAAAUGAUUUUUGAAUUAACAAUUGAAGGAAAUCCAAUUCAUAAUACAUAUUGUGACAAAUAGGCUUAGGGACAGGAAGGUGCAGGGCAGGGGGUAUGGGCGAAAGUUCGAGAAGAUAGAACAAAGGGCAAGAGUAUCCAGCUGAAUGCGGCCAGCCACACUCCCUCUCUGUCCCUCUCACUCCAUCUCACUCAAACCUAUUAACCAGUGGAAGGUUUGAGACUUCUGGAGAAUUCAAGAACAUUCUAUGGAGCUUGAUUGACAGGUGGUAAACAAGGUAACGUCUCUGGAAUGAUCUAGAAAGUUCGCAGCCAGUAUUAAAGAGGGACAACUUGGACAUGUUAGUCAGUAUUGAGUUUAUGGUGAAUGAAGACAAGCGGUGUGUGAACGAACGGUAAAAGUGUAGUGUUUUUGAUGAAGUGGACUCUUUGUUCAGCAAAGGAAGUGUUGAUGUCAGUUUAAUCUGUCAGUGUUUGUUAAUCUUUUAAGAGUUGAAGAAAUCAGAUAUUUGUUCUGCCAGAGUGUUAGUUUAUUUUCAGUGUGAAUCGAUGGACUUUUGAUUGUACUGUAGUAAGUGAUAAUUGAAUUUCAUAGUAAGUCUUAUAAUCAAAUUUGAGUUUAGAAAAAACUUUGUUAUCUGUGUAUUUUCAACUGUUUAGUUCAGUCUGUGCCAUCAAGUAUUAGUGAAAAUCGAUUCAAUAAAUUUCAGUAUAUUCUCAUUUGUAGUUUCACUCAAAUAAAUCCUGAAUGAACCCUGUUGAACUGGUGUCAGAAGUGGGAAUCAUUUGAGUACUUCCAAAUCAACGUGAAGUUAUAGAAGAUAAAUGAAAAUGGCACAGGACUCUAUUCUUGAAAAUCUAGUGAAAAUGAUGGCUGAAUUGAAAACAACUUUUUCUGACUUUCAAGGAGCAAUAGUUGAACUCAGGAGUGAUCUAGAAUAUGAAAUUUCUAAGAGAAUUUGUGAUGUGAAAUUAGAUGUAGAUAGUCAUAGGAAAGAAUUGUUUGAAGUACAAUCAGCAGUGACUGGAAUAGUAGAAAAAUGUAGCUCAGAUAUGAAAGACAUUAGAGAACAACUGUCAAAUAUUAAAGCUGGUGAUAGGAAAAUUGAUAGUGUGAGACAAAUAAGUGGAGCCAGUGUUAGUAGUGAUAAGCAACUGGAAGUGGACAAUGAGUGUACAGCUGAGCCAUCCAGACUAGUGAAGCCACCAAAAUUCGAUGGCUCAUCGCCAUGGGCAGUUUUCCAUCGCCAGUUCAAGACUGCUGCUCAGUACAACCAGUGGGAAGAAGAUGAGAAGAAUGCUCAACUGGUAACAGCUCUACAAGGACCAGCUGCAGACAUUCUACAGACAGUCCCAAUGGAGGCAACCUACAGGGAAAUCUGUGUGAGGCUUUGGAGAGUCGCUAUGGAGAGCACAAUCUGGCUGCUAUAUACAAGUGUCAACUGUGUGGGAGGCAACAGAAGGCAGGAGAGACUCUUCAAGAUUUUGCUAUGAGCAUUGAACAGCUUGCAGUAAAGGCUCUACCCGGUCUUCCACAAGCCUAUGUCCAGGAGGAGGCAGCUCAUAGUUUCAUACAAGGUCUCAAGGAUGCAGAAACUCAAAGACAACUGUUGCUGGCUGGACCCAAGAAUAUUAGUGAGGCUCUCAUGUAGGCUCUUCGCAUGGAAGCUGCAGCAGCACUGACACACCCCACAAUGAAAGUGCACCAAUUAAAGGAAGAGGAGCAAGGAAGAAGAUUGCAAUACAAGAACAAGGCAGCUGAACUUUACUGUUGGAAUUGUGGCAAGCCUGGCCACCUAAGGAGAGAAUGUCUAAUUUUAGUGGGAAAUGCAACAGCCAAUCAUCAGGGAAACGAGGGCGUCAGCCAGCUGAUACCUACAACAUCACCUCCUAGAGCUAUGAAAAUUUCUACUAUUCGGCAAGGAACUGACAGUCUGACAGCUACCAGAUGAGUGGGGCGAAAUCAUUGUCAGGUGACCAUUGAUACAGGAGCAUCAGCCUCUGUUAUCCGACCUGACAGGCUACCAGAGGGCUGUAAAUGGUGCACACCUGUCUGGCAAUACAAAAUCAAGACAGCAUCCGGGGAGGAGUUACCUGUUCUUGAGGAGGCCUUGAUUCAACUGCUCUUUGAGGAGGUGAAAUUGAAGGCUUGGGUGUUUGUGGUUGAUAUCUGCAAUGAUUUCAUCCUGGGACUGGAUAUCCUCCGAGCACAUGAUGCCAAAGUCGAUCUGGGACAACACAUACAACAACUUCAUCAAGGGACAGUGGUAUUGAAUAAAUCUGAAAGCAAGACAAUGAAGUGCUUCAGAAUUCGAAAGGUAGAAUAUAGACCAGAGAAGAAACCCAGCAAUGCAAGUUCUAGUGACACCAACUGUAAGCAUUGUACCAGGUUUGAGGACAGAAAUAAAGUUAAGACAGUUCAACAAGUAACAAUCAGGGCAGCUGAGAGGUUGAGCAAAGAGGAAAUGAGAAAGAGCCAGCUAGAGGACCCAGAUAUUGGACCACUAGUUAAAGGAGAGGAAUCGGGAGCACGGCCAGGACAUCUGGGAAUCAAGAAGACCAUUGACAAGGCAUGAGGUAUUGUUUUUUCUACUGGCUACAUCCUUGUGAUGAUGUGAAGAAAUGGUGCCACUCUUGCACGUCUGUGCAGCUAGAAAAGGACCAGCAACCAGGAGCCAAGGGAGCAUGAAACGGUACAAUGUUGGCACACAACAUGGAAAAGAAUUCCCUGCAAACCAGCACCUGAAGAUUGCCAGUAACAGCAUGAGGGCUCGGUAUGGCCUACAGGCCAAGUCCAAAAGAUUUCAACCUGGUGACAAAGUCUGGUUGAAUCAACCGAGGAGAACAGUGGGGAGAUGCCCUAAACUUGACAUGCACUGGGAAGGGCCUUAUGCCAUAUUGGACAGGAUCAAUGAUGUUGUCUACAGAAUUUAGAAACAUCCAUGUAGCAGGAGGAUGGUAGCUCAUCUUGACCGCCUGGCACCUCAUCAUCAGGCUACUCAGGACGAGCAGCCCUAAGAAGGGAGCAAUGUGACAAAUAGGCUUAGGGACAGGAAGGUGCAGGGCAGGGGGUAUGGGUGAGAGUUCAAGAAGAUAGAACAAAGGGCAGGAGUCACAUUGUCUCAAGCUGAAUGCGGCCAGCCACUCUCCCUCUCUGUCCCUCUCACUCCAUCUCACUCACACCUAUCAACCAGUGGAAGGUUUGAGACUUCUGGAGAAUUCAAGAACAUUCUAUGGAGCUUGAUUGACAGGUGGUAAACAAGGGAAUGUCUCUGGAAUGAUCUAGAAAGUUCACAGCCAGUAUUAAAGUGGGACAACUUGGACAUGUUAGUCAGUAUUGAGUUUAUGGUGAAUGAAGGCAAGAGGUGUGUGAACGAACGGUAAAAGUGUAGUGUUUUUGACGAAGUGGACUCUGUGUUCAGCAAAGGAAGUGUUGAUGUCAGUUAAAUCUGUCAGUGUUUGUUAAUCUUUUAAGAGUUGAAGAAAUCAGAUAUUUGUUCUGCCAGAGUGUUAGUUUAUUUUCAGUGUGAAUCAAUGGACUUUUGAUUGUACUGUAGUAAGUGAUGAUUGAAUUUCAUAGUAAGUCUUAUAAUCAAAUUUGAGUUUAGCAAAAAACAUUGUUAUCUGUGUAUUUUCAACUGUUUAGUUUAGUCUGUGCCAUCAAGUAUUAGUGAAAAUCGAUUCAAUAAAUUUCAGUAUAUUCUCAUUUGUAGUUUCACUCAAAUAAAUCCUGAACCAACCCUGUUGAAAACGUUACAAUAUAAUAUUAUUUAUUCAAAUCAAUGACAAUUGUUAGGUUAUACUCACAAUGGCUAUCAAUUAGCCAUUGUUGUUGGUUCACUGUAGCCUAUAUGUGGCU
This is a messenger RNA of Nilaparvata lugens (brown planthopper), 4829 nucleotides long. RefSeq lists its product as uncharacterized. NCBI's taxonomy places the organism in Eukaryota, Metazoa, Arthropoda, Insecta, Hemiptera, Delphacidae. The transcript has a single exon. The coding region runs from base 1796 to 2464 and encodes 222 amino acids. The record is from RefSeq and is a predicted model, not a curated record.